Messenger RNA from Camponotus floridanus (Florida carpenter ant), 3787 nucleotides. It is a transcript of the gene trp, whose product is annotated as transient receptor potential protein. The transcript is spliced from 18 exons. Gene Ontology annotation, cellular component: membrane; cation channel complex. Gene Ontology annotation, biological process: manganese ion transport; regulation of cytosolic calcium ion concentration; calcium ion transmembrane transport. The record is from RefSeq and is a predicted model, not a curated record. Gene Ontology annotation, molecular function: inositol 1,4,5 trisphosphate binding; store-operated calcium channel activity; protein binding. Lineage: Eukaryota; Metazoa; Arthropoda; Insecta; Hymenoptera; Formicidae. Bases 95 to 3445 code for a protein of 1116 amino acids.
GCCUAGCAUUUCUUGAGCAAGCACGCUAAUAUUGAUGUAAAAAGAAAAUCAUCCCCUUAUAUGUGAAUAACUUGCGAGGACACGUUACAAAAAAAUGAAUUCAUCGGAAUCGCAGCAAGAUUUACUUUCGAACGAGGCGAGAUCGUUUUCAGUGCAUUCGUUACAGACGCCUAUUGACUAUAUUCUUGGCCCAGUCGAGAAGCAUUUCCUGCUCAGCGCAGAACGAGGUGAUUGUGCUACUGUCAAAAGAUUAAUUGAGGAGAACAAGGAUCAUCCCGAAAUAUUAAAUAUUAAUUGCGUCGAUCCACUAAAUCGAUCAGCACUGAUAGCCGCUAUCGAAAAUGAGAACAUCGAGCUCAUUAAGCUGCUGCUUGAAUUAGGAAUCGAAGUAAAGGAUGCACUCCUGCAUGCUAUUAAAGAGGAAUAUGUAGAAGCAGUGGAGAUCUUGCUAGAAUGGGAGGAACAAGUACACAAGCUAGGGCAACCUUACAGUUGGGAAGCUGUAGAUUCGUCGUCAAAUUUCACACCUGAUAUAACACCAUUGAUCUUGGCAGCUCAUAAAAAUAAUUAUGAAAUAUUGAAACUACUUUUAGAUCGCGGUGCCACUCUUCCAACACCUCACAAUGCUAGAUGCGGUUGCGAUGAAUGCGUCAGUUCUAGUGAACAAGAUUCUCUUCGACAUUCGCAAUCUCGAAUAAAUGCGUAUCGCGCUCUUACCUCAUCAUCUUUAAUCGCGCUUUCAUCAAAAGACCCACUUUUGACGGCCUUCGAGCUUUCAUGGGAACUUCGUCGUCUCAGCAGAAUGGAGCAAGAAUUUCGUGCCCAAUACAACGAAAUGCGGGAACAGACGCAACAAUUUUCAACUGCUCUACUAGAUCACGCACGUACAUCUUACGAAUUAGAAAUAAUGUUGAAUUAUAACCCAACUGGAGAAAAUUGGGACCCUGGGGAGAGACAGACCUUGGACCGACUCAAACUAGCUAUUAAAUAUAAACAGAAGCAAUUUGUCUCCCACCCAAAUGUACAACAAUUAUUGGCUGCUAUUUGGUAUGACGGUCUUCCAGGAUUCAGGAGAAAAAGCAUGAUAGCACAAUUUCUGGAAGUUAUUAAACUCGGGGCAAUGUUUCCGGUUUACAGCACUAUUUAUAUGAUAGCACCUACUUCGCAAAUGGGAUUAUUUAUGAAGAAGCCAUUUGUCAAAUUCAUAUGUCAUUCCGCAUCAUACGCUAUUUUCCUAAUGCUUCUUGGUAUGGCAUCCCAAAGAAUUGAAUAUCUUUUAAUCGAAUUAUUUGGAAACAAAUGGAUGCGAGAGAUACUUGCUGACUGGAAAAAACGAGAACGCGGUUGUAUUCCUGGUUUCGUCGAAACAGGCGUGAUCAUCUAUGUGAUAAGCUUGAUUGUUGGCGAAAUUAAGUCUUUAUGGGCGGACGGAUUGAUUGAAUAUAUAUCGGAUCUAUGGAAUAUUGUUGAUUUUAUUCAAAAUACUUUUUAUGUAAUUUGGAUAAGUUUACGUAUUGCGGCAUGGUGGAUAGUUCAGAGAGAAUAUUGGAGUGGUUUAGAUCCUUGGUAUCCGAGAGAUCAAUGGGACGCAUUCGAUCCAAUGCUUCUUUCGGAAGGAGCAUUUGCAGCAGGAAUGAUUUUCAGCUUUUUAAAACUCGUUCAUAUAUUCAGCGUAAAUCCUCAUCUCGGGCCACUCCAAAUUUCCCUCGGGAGAAUGAUAAUAGACAUUAUCAAGUUCUUUUUCAUCUACACCCUCGUACUAUUUGCCUUUGGCUGCGGUAUGAAUCAAUUGAUGUGGUAUUACGCAGAUUUAGAAAAAAGGAAAUGUUAUCAUAUGUCUGACGAGGUACCGGAUUUUGAUAAUCAGGAGAAAGCUUGUUCCAUAUGGAGAAGAUUCGCUAACUUGUUUGAAACAUCGCAGUCUCUUUUCUGGGCAAGUUUUGGCAUGAUCGAUUUGAUGUCGUUCGAUCUAACGGGGAUUAAAAGUUUUACACGAUUCUGGGCACUCCUUAUGUUUGGUUCUUAUUCCGUGAUAAACGUCAUAGUGCUGUUGAAUAUGCUGAUCGCUAUGAUGUCUAAUUCUUAUCAAAUGAUUUCGGAAAGAUCUGACACAGAAUGGAAAUUCGCUAGGAGCCAUUUGUGGAUGAGUUACUUCGAGGAUGGUGAUACUGUACCACCACCAUUUAAUAUGAUCCCGACGAGUAAAACUUUUAAAAAGCUACUAAAAUAUGGAAGAGGCGGUCGUUCCACAAGAUCUUUUAUCAAAAAGUCUCGAGAGAAAGCUAUGAUCAGACAUGACACUGUAUUGCGUUUGCUUAUACGUCGUUAUGUGACAGCUGAACAAAGGAAACGAGAUGAAUUUAAUAUCACGGAAGAUGAUGUCAGAGAAAUUCGACAGGAUAUUUCAACAUUUCGAUAUGAACUGAUUGAUAUCCUUAGAAAAAACGGAAUGCAUGCACCGCAACUUGACAAAGAAGAAACAACCAUACCCGGCAAGAAGGGCAAAGUUAUGGAACGUCGUCUGCAGAAGGACUUUCAGAUUGGUAUCGUAGAAGGCAUCAUACAAGCUGUUAUUCAAAGUGAAAAGGAACCGAAGGAUGUGUUUAGUCAAAUCGCAAAAGUUAUUGGACGGAAAGGAAGUAGUAGCAAUAAAAAAGAUUGGAAUGCCGUAGUAAAACAAAGUACCAUCGCAAUGGAUCCAAUAGGAAGUACAAACGAGGCGGUGCAACGUCAAACCAGACGCAGUUUACGUCGUCAUCUGCAACAUCAACCCAAUUCUGAUUUAGCAUCUAUGGAUCCGAAUCGAUUGAUUGAUUAUAAUCCGAAUCUUUCGGGAGUUACACCGACAACCAGAAUAGCCUAUGCCAAAUUUAUGAUGAGCAAAAAUAAAUCAAACGAGCAAUCUGACGAUAUAAAUGCUUCUCCGAAUGUAAACCAGGAAAAUGUCGAAGCUCUUCAAAAAAGCACGAUAAUAUUGAAAUCUGUGAACAGCAGUAGUGUGAACAAAGCAGAAAAGACACUUGACCUUAAAAUCACUGAAAUCAGGUCUCCUUCGCCCAUACUUGAAGAUCCUAUAGAAGAGGAAGUUAGCAAGCAGUCAACAUCUUUAGAAAUGUUUGAUAAGGAGAAGAAAAUUAAAGAAAAGGAUAAUUACAAAAAGGGAAGUUUGCAAGAACAAAAGAAAGAUGGAGAGACAAGUGAGGCAGAAAAGUUAGAAGAGCAAAGGACAGAGAAAAAAGAAAAAAGUGAAGAGGAGCAGUCCGGAGAUAUAGAGAAGAAUAACAGCAAGAAGACCGCGGAAAAGAUAUCGGAAACAAAUAAAGGAAAUGAAAAAGAGGAAAAUAUUGAAUCUGAUACGAUGAAAUCAGUAGUCGCACCUAUUCAAACUACACAAUUACGAGGAAAGUCAAAAGCAACGGGUAAAAUAAUGGGGGGUUGGAUCUGAAUUCAUAAAAUAUCGAACUGAACUUUAAUGUUUUUUUUUCAAAAUUUAUUUUAUAUUAUUUGUUUGUAUACAUAAUGUGUUUGCGCACGCAUAUUGAGCGUUAAUUAUAUUUUAUCUUUAUCUAAAUAAUAAAUAAAAUAAAGUCUUGAAAUACGCCAUUCGAUAUAAAAAAAAAUAACUCGUGAGUGCUUAGCAUAAUUCUGGAAAAAUUACUGGAUGUAGAUCACUGGAAAUGGAUUUGUUUCAUUCGCAAUGUAAGCGCAAUUUCAUAAUCAAUAUUCUCUAUAAUACGAGUUAUCUCUACUCGUAUAUCUGUGUUCGCAGAAUAUAUUAUUUUUAUUA